GAUUUGAAUACACAGGGGAGUUAAGAUGACUUGUUUUAUUGUAGAGCAGUUGUGCUCAGCUCAAGACAAGAAUCCUUGCUUUUCCCAGGCUCAUGCGUAGAACAACUGCUCAAAAAACUACUGAASUGUAAAAGAAACUAGUCAAUGUCAGCCUCGCUCCAUGUCCUCUUAGAGCAGUGCUUAAACAGUUAUAAAGCUASYCUUUUCAUGGGUUUAGACUUUAUUUGACUCGAAAUGAGUGAAGUUUUACAGCCAGAAGACACUUUAAAGGAGCGAGCAACAGAACUUUUUAGCCUUUGCGAUCAGAAUAGGAAUGGAUUUAUAACACAAGGUGAUCUCGUWCAAGUCAUUACACAACUCGGUUUACCAUUGGAACAAAAACAAGUUGAACAAGCGUUUACCAAACUCGACAACGAUCACAACGGCUAUUURACYCUUGAUGAGUUUAUUGAGGGUUUUGGACUUUUCCUUGGAAUAGAUGUAAAUGAUUUAAAUGAGAAUGAUAAUGAAUUGGAAGAAAUUGCCAACACUGACCCUGGUAGGGAACUGUUUUACUUGUGUGACACUGAUCGCAAAGGAUACAUUACUAAGACUGAUCUUCAACGAGUUUCUUACGAUUUGAAUUUAAAUUUUGACCAGCUGGAUUUAAUAUUCGAUAAGCUUGAUCAGGAUGGAAAUGGUCGUUUGACUUUGGACGAGUUUGCGGAAGGUUUUGGGGCAUUUUUACGCGGAGGUGACGAACCUGAGGACUCACAUAUUGUACAGGAUGCYGGUGGAAUCGAAGUUGAAGCUUUUGAUCAGCCUCGUGAUGUUUUCGAAAGUGCUUCUGCUGAGGAUACAAGUUCAAUUUCGAAGGAAGAUGCAGUAUUCAGGGAGGUCGUUGAAAGUAUUGGGGAGGACGUCUUGUCAGGGGCGCUCACAAAAGAUCAGCUUCGAGAACUUUGGAUUUCUCUCCAGAACAAUGAUUCGAGGGCAAUCAAUAAGUUCGAGGACUUUUUAGCGAAAGUUUCCACCGAAAUCAAGCGAGCAAGGAAUGACUCCAUACAACUUGAGAAUGCAUUAAAAAGUAAAAUGAAYUCCCAUGACCGAGAAGUCCAAAAACUUUACGAGGAAAUGGAGCAACAGAUCAAAGCUGUCAGAGACCGCUACGAAACGGAGCAAGAAAAACGAGAAAGAGCGAUUAAAGGAGAGUUGAUGAGUGAAUUAGAACGAAAAGAAAUGGAAAUACAAUGGAUGCUCAAUAAACAGAAAAAGCUCGAGGAAACGAUUGCUGACAACGAGAAACGACAACAAGAGAUCAAGGUCGAAAAUGAAUUGCUCUUACAGAAAAAUAUAAGCUUAGAAGACCAGCUCACUGACUCAGUAAUAUCAUUAGAGGACACCAGAAAUUAUGUACAACACUUACAGACGAUUACAGCAGAGGAGAAGGAAGAAAGAGCAAGACACGCUCUCAAAAUGACGCAAGGAAUGCAGCUUGAACAGGAAAGUCUCAUCCAGCAACUUGACUUACUCAGGGACGUGAAUCAGAAAUUGCGCGACGACAGGGACUCCAUUGAAGCUGCUCACAAAGCGAUGUUAAUGACAAAACGCGAGCGUGGACACAGUCUUAGCGAUGAACUAGAGGAAGCCGAGAAACACAAAAAAGUUAAUCGACAAGGCUCCAAAAUGUCCAAAUACUUUGACCGCAGUUCAAGAAAUCAAUCAUCAGUGGACUGGGGCAAGCAAGGCGCGAUUGAAUCUAUUGAUGAAAAUGUUAACAGAGGAUGAGAAACGAAAAAAAGAAGARCRAGAAAUCGARGACUUUCGACAAAGAAAAGCAGAACUUCUCGCCUCAGUGGAAGAACGAAGUUCAGAAGAUGAACACGGCAACUCGUCAGACGCAGUGUUCUCAUCGGAAGAAUACAGCGGCAGUGAUUAUGGAGGAAGGCCAAGGUCACCGAGGACUGCGCCRAUUGGAAAAGACGAUGAAGCCUUGCAAGCUGAGGCUGCCUCCACGACUUCCUUGGAACCGGCUAAGCCAGCCACACCGGUGCGCGUGUUCAAGGUUGUUAUCGUAGGUGAUUCAGGUGUCGGCAAGUCAAGUUUUUUACAUCGAUUUUGUCACGACCARUGGAAGCCAUCUUUUACUGCAACUAUCGGUGUGGAUUUCCAAAUCAAGACAAUGGUGGUAGACGAUAGRUGUAUAGCCAUACAGUUGUGGGACACAGCCGGCCAGGAAAGAUUUCGCAGCAUCACCAAGCAGUAUUUUCGCAAGGCCGAUGGGAUAUUGAUAUUCUAUGACGUCACAGCCGAAUCAUCGUACAUCAAUCUAAAGAGCUGGAUGACUAGUGUAGAGGAAGAGGCCGAGGAGAAGGCAGCGCUGAUGGUGAUUGGCAACAAGCUGGAUUUAUCCGAAGACAGCUCAACUAGAGUCGUAUCAAGAUUAGAAGCUGAAAGCCUUGCAAAAGUCCACAACGCUCUUUAUAUGGAAACCAGCGCAAAGACAGGAUACAACAUCAAUGAAGCAAUGGUCAAACUAGCGGAGGUGCUGCAAGAACGCGAGGAUGAAAUGAUGAACAGUGUCCUAAAUCUAGUUAAUUUAACACCAGUUAAAAAGAAAAGAUGCUGUAAGUCCAGCUAGUUGGGAACCCUGUGUAAUCCAUUCAAAUACACAUGAUGGAUUCCCUGUGGUAGCUGUGACCGGGGUUUCGCAAAUCACGUGAUGACAAACAGAACAAUAUGAAAAGUUGGCUGGAGGUUUAUAAAAUGAAAUCUUCUGAUAGUCUUUUUAUUUGAAUUGGACCCCRAACCUUGUUAAUAGGAUUAAUUCAUGAGUUCCUUAGGUAACUCACUAUAUAUGAUGGACUUCCUGUGGUAUCCCAUACACCUAUGCGACCGCUGUGUUAUUUCAUGCCACAAAUAGGAAUGUUGGAUUCCCUGUGUCAUCAUAUAUAGAUAUAGGUUUUAAUUUAUUGAUACAAUUUCAAUUUAAUCUAUUUUACACAUMAUGAUAAUAUAAAUAUUAACUUAUUAACUCCAAAAUAAAGUAUAAAAUUAUAUCGAUGGAGAGCCGUUUUAUAAAGUUAAGCUUGUAAAAUUAUCUUGCCAUACCACGUUUGGUUAGAAAACGAGCUUAAAGUGAAGAUGAUAAUGUUUCAGCCUUUAUUGGCCUUUUCUUAAAGCAACAUUUACAUUCCUUGGAGCCUGCGAUCCGGACGGUCUACCCAAGAUUACCGCAGACCAUAAACAACGCAGUCACCAAAGAAUGCGUACUGAUUUGGUAUUCAUUGGAAAUGUUAUAAAGUUCAGCUGAACGAUUAUUUAUACGUGAAUUAACUGUAUUUUGGGAUAUUUCAAUAAAGCAAGGAGUAUUCUAUCUAAGUAA
This is a messenger RNA of Exaiptasia diaphana, 3364 nucleotides long. Its product is annotated as ras and EF-hand domain-containing protein homolog. The record is from RefSeq and is a predicted model, not a curated record. Gene Ontology annotation, molecular function: GTP binding; calcium ion binding; GTPase activity. Lineage: Eukaryota; Metazoa; Cnidaria; Anthozoa; Actiniaria; Aiptasiidae.